AUUCCUUCCUGUGCCGGCUAGGGAGACACAUACCGCCUGCCUGCUGCCUGUCUGCCUGAGCUCCAGGCUCUGCUGUGCCCUCCGCUCCCACCCCCCACAUGCAGCUCUCCAUCAGGGCCAACGCUGACAUCCUCUCUACCCUGACUGCCUCCACAGCUCCACAGCUCUGCAGUGCAGACGCUCGCUCGCUCUCUCUGAGUGAGUUUUUUUCCUCUCCUCUGCCUGGUGUAGCUCUCAGGCUGGGGUAUUCAGCGGAUAAUCAGUGUGUCGACGAGUGAGAGAGAGGAACUGAAGCAAAGAGAGAGAGAGAAAGCCUGGAUCAGGUGCAGCAGCCUUCCCUAAAAUCUAUCUCUUUCUGUUACUCUCUUUCAGUCUGUCUUCUGCCUGGCACAUACAGAAGGGUAGACAUCAUCCAGGAAUCAGCCUUCCUUCACUCUCUUUCUCCUUCUCUGGGAGGAGAGAAGAGGAGGGAGACCGCAGGACUUUGCAGACUGACAAGUCGUGCUUUUUUUUUGCUCGCUCUUCGUCCCACCUCGCCCUACCCCUCCCCUCUAUCCCACCCGCACCCCUGCUUGCUCCAGCCAACACACACCCACACACACACACACCCAGAGUGUGUUUCCAGGGGCAGACAGACAGAUAAACAGACGGACGGACAGAUUGCCAGACGGACGCAGUAAGAUAUGGAGUCCAAAGGAAGCGGCAGGUUCUCUAUGUCCAGGUGUUUGCGCUCAGGAGACACCGUCCACGCCUGUGUUGUCGUCACACUUCUGCUCGGGGUAUGGUGUGCUUCAGCGCUGGAGGUUUCAGUGGGGAAGGUGCCCUUCAUGGAGGCAAUGAACGGCAGCACGGUGCUGUUACCCUGCACCUACUCCAGCUGCAUUGGCAUCAAGAACCUCUACUUCAACUGGCACUACAACGACAACGGCACCAUGAUGAAGCUGUGUGAGGCAGUGAUCCCUAUAGAAGGUAUGGAACCACGGGUGCAGGUGUACCACGAGCGGAUAGAGUUUGUGGGCAGCAGUAAGCACAACAACAUCUCCAUCCUGCUGUUCAACGUGACCUUCGAGGAUGAGGGAGAGUACACCUGUUUCGCGCGGAACCCCAAGGAGAAGAAUCGCAACCAUAGCGCCAUCUUCACCCUGUUUGUGGUGGAUGAGUUGAAAGUGGUUGACAAUACCGUAACCACCAUCAUCGUGUCUGUCGUGGGCGGAGUCAUUGGCUUGAUCAUCGUUGUCAUGGUGACAAAGACUCUGGUGCUCCUCAUCCUAAAAAAGUCUGCAGAGAAGAAUAAAGAGUGCCUUGUGAGCUCAGGACAGGACAACACAGAAAAUGGACUCAACACAACCAAAGCGGAGAACAAAGCCACACCAAAGGCUUGAAACAUGUGUACCUAUGUAUAUGUACAUAUAUGUCUGCACAUGUAUAUAAAUUGAAGUCGGAAUACACCUCAGCCAAAUACAUUUAAACUCAGUUUUUCACAAUUCCUGACAUUUAAUACUAGUAAAAAUUCCCUGUCU
Molecule: messenger RNA, 1520 nt
Organism: Coregonus clupeaformis (lake whitefish)
Lineage: Eukaryota; Metazoa; Chordata; Actinopteri; Salmoniformes; Salmonidae
Product: sodium channel subunit beta-4
Exons: 5
Coding region: 684-1382 (232 amino acids)
Biological process (GO): regulation of sodium ion transmembrane transporter activity; cardiac muscle cell action potential involved in contraction; regulation of ventricular cardiac muscle cell membrane repolarization
Cellular component (GO): membrane; voltage-gated sodium channel complex
Molecular function (GO): transmembrane transporter binding; sodium channel regulator activity
Source: RefSeq, a predicted model, not a curated record